AUGACGCUCUACUACAGUCUUGUCUUCGCCCUUCUCGUCUUCGAGAUGGUCGUCUUCAUGUCGCUCAUCGUCCCCAUGCCCUUCAGCUGGAAGCGCAAGCUCCUGACCUUCAUCUCCGAGAGUCCUGUCAUAGCGAAGCUGCAGUAUUGGAUCAAGGUAUCACAACCCCGCUUCUUCGUCUCAUCUCCAGCUUCCGUGCUGACCUUGUUCCCANNGAUCACCUUUGUGUUCAUCCUGAUCCUGUUCGUUGACAGUGUCAACCGCGUUUACCGCGUCCAGCUUGAGCUUGCUCAGGCCAACAAGGCCAACAACGGCGCUGGGUAA
Aureobasidium musti is the source of this 324-nucleotide messenger RNA. The record is from the annotation of a GenBank genome assembly. NCBI's taxonomy places the organism in Eukaryota, Fungi, Ascomycota, Dothideomycetes, Dothideales, Saccotheciaceae.